UUGAACGCGCGCAAGCACGUGCAGAUUUGUUGAUCAACAUUGCAAAAGCGCGCGCCGUGCCAUGCCUCUAGCUAGCUAAAUGGAUUAGAGUUAGCUAGCUAGCAACAUAAAGGGCGAGCACGAAGGCGUGAUCUCGGCCUCACAGUUUCGGACAAGCUUUUCCAGAGAGUACCGAUACAACUUGUUGAACUUAUGAAACCAUGUUUGGCUCAAGGGAAAGGCUUGAAGCUCGCACACCAGUCGAUGGGAUUGGUAGAUUACAGCAUUUACAAAACUUGGUGACCGAGUUUCAACAAACACAAGACGAUGGUUGUAGAGAGCAAGUGCUGGCAAAUUUGGCCAACUUUGCCUAUGACCCCUUGAACUAUGAACAUAUCAGACAGUUGAAUGUGAUGGAUCUAUUCCUAGAUACCUUGAGUGAACCAUCAGAAAAGCUUGUCGAGUUUGGUAUCGGCGGACUCUGCAAUCUUGCUCUAGAUAAGGAGAACAAGGCUCAUAUUCUAGCAAACGAUGGUGUUUCUCUUGUAAAAGAUUGCUUGUCAAGUCCUAAUGAAGAGACUGUACUGUCGGCCAUCACUACUCUAAUGUACCUCAUGACACCAGCUUCUAAAGAAGAAAUCACAGCACCCUCUAUUGUUGAGUGCAUGCAGAGGUUUACAGGGUCAAGCAGCAAGAGAACGAGUAACCUAGCCAACGUCUUUCUCCAGGAUUACUGUACACCAGAUCAACGCCUCAAGGCACAGUCACUGUUGUCACCCACAAGUUCAGUAGUUGGGAUACCGUUACCACCCGAACCCCAGCAGGAGCCAAGAUGACGAGAUAUUCCUGAUCUUGGAAAACCUCUUGUAACUUUUUGACCACCGUACUGCAGAACAACAUCUUCAGCCGCAGAUGACAUCAUCACAAACAAGUCCAGUAGUGGGAAGCCCUCUGCUACCCACAUCCCGGCAGGAGCAAUCAUGACGGGCCAAUGCUUGAAGAUCUUGGAAAACCUCUGGGACCUUCAGGACUGCAGAACUCCUGAGCAACCUCUUCAGGCCUACCCUCUGUCAUCACUCUUAAUUUCAGUGGUUUGGAUUCCGUCACCACCUGAAACCCAGCAGGAGCUUGCAUGACAGGCCAAUGCGUAUAGAUCUUGGGAAGCGUCCGUUUUGAUUCUCAGUCACAUGGGCUACGUUGGUCACAUGAUGCCGAGGAUACCAAUGUUGAUGCAAGAUGAAACAGUGCCAUGGCUAAGGGACAUGUAGGGGGGGGGGCAUUACCCCUCCCAAUCAAAUGGCAAAGAAAGAACAAUUGAAGAGGAAGAGAAAGAGAGAGGAGGAAGGCACAUGGAGAGAGAGAGAGAGAGAGGACUAUAAUGUGAUAACUUGUUUGCAGUGGUUAGAAUCCCAAUCGUUUGGAAGUUAUGUAUUUAUUGAAAAUUAAAAUUGUUUAACACAAA
Messenger RNA from Strongylocentrotus purpuratus (purple sea urchin), 1441 nucleotides. It is a transcript of the gene armc7, whose product is annotated as armadillo repeat-containing protein 7. The coding region runs from base 201 to 815 and encodes 204 amino acids. The transcript is spliced from 7 exons. The record is from RefSeq and is a predicted model, not a curated record. NCBI's taxonomy places the organism in Eukaryota, Metazoa, Echinodermata, Echinoidea, Camarodonta, Strongylocentrotidae.